Molecule: messenger RNA, 2644 nt
Organism: Gasterosteus aculeatus aculeatus (three-spined stickleback)
Lineage: Eukaryota; Metazoa; Chordata; Actinopteri; Perciformes; Gasterosteidae
Gene: cxcl14
Product: chemokine (C-X-C motif) ligand 14
Biological process (GO): immune response
Cellular component (GO): extracellular region
Molecular function (GO): chemokine activity
Source: RefSeq, a predicted model, not a curated record
AAAGCAGCUGUCGACGCGCGGACGGAGGCGCACAUCGUGGCUCCAACGCAGAGAAGCACAUCUUCUGCAGCUCUGGUGGAUUUGAUCUGCACCUCCAACCACUGGUUCAUUUUUCUUUCUCCCUCCCGCGUGUUUUCCAAAGUUCGGAUAUAUUUUUGGAGCUUGUUUUUUAAAAAGCAUCUCUCUCUCUCUUUUUGUUCCCCCCGCUGUGAAGACAUGCAUCGGGGCGCCGCGGUGCUGCUUCUGGUGCUGGUGGCCGUGUACGUCCUGCGCGCAGAAGCUUAUAAGUGCAGGUGCACCAGAAAAGGGCCGAAGAUCCGAUACAAGGACGUGCAGAAGCUGGAGAUCAAACCCAAACACCCCUUCUGCCACGAGAAGAUGAUAUUUGUGACGAUGGAGAACGUGGCUCGGUUCAAAGGGCAGGAGUAUUGUCUCCAUCCCAAACUGCAGAGCACCAAGAACCUGGUCAAAUGGUUCCGCAUUUGGAAGGAUAAGCACAGGGUGUAUGAAGCCUGAAACCUCCGCACACGUGGAUCAAGUGAGGCAGGAGAAAGAAAAGAAGACAUCAAAUCCACCCGGACUGUUGGUUUUUGUUGCAAAGUACAAGAUGUUUUCUGCUAUCAACCUGUACUUGUUGCCCUCUUCCGAGAUCUGUCGAGCGUCUUUAGUUGCUAUAUAUACAUAGAUAUAUAUAUAUAUAUAUAUAUGUGUAUGUAUAGUUAGUCACUCACCACUCCCGUCUUUACAACCGUAGUAAUAAAGUCAAAUAGUGGACGAGCGGCCGCCAUCCGUGUUCACACACUCGAUUCGUUCGGUUCUUACUUAAAGAAACUUCUCUUUCGCUUUUAGGCCUCUUUUCAAAGUCAAGACCGUGUCAAUGUGAAGAGACGGGCGAGGCUUCCUGUCUCAAAAGGUUAAAUACAGUGUGGGUGUUUCAGGUGUUAAGACUUUCGAUGAUGAUUAAGAUCCUCAAUAAAUCAGACUCUAGGUUUUCAGUGUGCGGUGACGUAUAAUACAGAAGUCACUGUUGUUCAGUCAGAGCGAGAAGUGUGUGUGUGUGUGUGUGUGUGUGUGUGUGUGAUUACUAUGUCCAUGGUAGUCAUGUGUUGUCCCAUUAACAGUCAGAGUAGUUUAAGUAGAUAUUAAAGAAUGCAAAUAGUUCAUUUAGAGUAGAUUUUGACCUUCGGAGUUCAUUUGAAAAACUCUAAAUUUAAAUAAACUAAGAAAUCAAGACUGUCUGUAUUUUACAUGAAAAAAGACAAUCUAAAUCCAUCUUAAAAUAAAUGUGUAAUGAAGCAAUACGUCAUACAAACUGCCCACAUGACCAGCGUAUAGAGCUACAUAUAACGAAAGGAUGAGGCUGGAGGUAGUCUUUGAUUUUGUUAACGUGUACAAAUAUCCCAUGGGAAUCAAUUAGGUCUGAGGAACAUCCGUUCGCGUUGAAGACGUACAUUCAUAUGAAACCAUUCAGGAGUAACUGCUGACAUUUUCAAAGAAAUAUCAGGCAUUGGAUACGUAAAAUACUCGUUAUUGGAUGGAUUCAUUGUUGCUGUUUUUCUUUUCCUUCAUUGACAAUAACAAAAACUGAGAAUAUUAUGGUAUUUAUGGUGAUGUUAGUCUGCUCUUACGAUCGUAUCUCUCCUCAUGUUCAUCUCUUCAACAAUAACUGUACAAUUAUUCGAUAUGCUGUGGAUGAACUUGGUAAUAAUGACUGUUGGGUGUUUGUUUUGCAACAAAACAGAUGUAGUUCACCCACAACUACAUCUGCAUAUAUGCAACAUCACCACGUUAUCUUUACCUUUAAAGAAUGUGUAUUACUAUUGUUUUAUAUCUUAAAUAUCAACAUACAUAAAGCAGCCUUUUGUAAAUGAACCAGUAUAGCCCAUGUGUUAGUAAGAACGCAUUCAUCUUAAGACUACAGCAUUAUGUAUAUUGCAUUACUUCAUUAUAGUCGUUGUUUUUUCGCUAUUUAAAUCUUGGUUUGGUAACAAAUAUUUUGAGGGUGAAUGUUGGGAACGGCUCGUCAAACACACAGCUAAACAUUCCUUUGAGUGUAAAACAACAAACACGGCAAUAAAGUGUCUAUAGAGCAGCUCGUGUUGGCAUCUGAUUGAUGAUUUAAAUAUGGAAACUGAAACGGAGGAGAAACGAUGCUGAGCAGAUGUGCAAAGACGAAGAUGAGGUGAGACAAGUUGUUCACCAGGUGGCAGUGCAGACCCGCUGAUUCAAACCAGGCCGUGUGGUAAUAAAGGGAAGAAAUAAAAGACUGAACAACACGGAGAUCGGUCUGCUGUAAUAUGAAUAUUUCAGCGCUUUGGGGUUUGGACACAAAUUGUACUUGUGUAUACAGAAAACUACUAAAUAACAUAAGUAUAUGUUAAAGAUAUAUAAGUAAUAUAUGGUUUCCUGGGGAGCGCUUUAUAAAGGCCAUGUCAGUAGAUAUGUCGGUUGUUUCAAAUCAGAAGCCAUUUAUUGCUGCAUAUGUUACACAUAGAGGAAUUUGACUUAUAUGUAUAAGAUUAAAAUCUAAGAAUAAAGAUCAACGUUUUACUGACAUACCAUGUACAAAUACAACAAAUAUAUAAAAUGUUUGUGGGUAAAAGACUGUUGAGUACUUUAAUAAAUAUUAUUGGAUUGUAUUGUA